AGCAAACACAGUCUAGUAAGCUAUCCUCAUAACGGGCAGAACGACGGGGCAAGCACCACUGAGUCCUGCUUCUUCUACACCGAUAACCAUGGGACACAUAAUAUCUGUGUUUGUCAGGGAGCUGCCUAUUGCACUAAUAUUUGUUGGGAUUUUUCUACCUGUUGCUUUGCUGCUGCUUUGCCUCAUUUCAUACCUCAGGAUAAAACUUGAUGAAGUUAAUGAAGAGCUGGCUCAAAUCCGUGACCCAAGAGAUUCUCUGCAGGAUUACUACCUUCACUAUAGGCAGUUAAAGUCGUCCAAGAACCAGCGCCUGAAGAAGACUUCUUAAUCCCAGUUUUACUUCACACACAAGGACAGCGUAUAUAAUGUAAAUCUGCUCACAAAUCACCGGGGAGAAAAGGAGGAUUCUAAAAAUGACUGUGCAACAAGGGGAUGUAAGAAGGUGUUGCCAAUUAGGAUGUCUUCCUUUAAAACUCUGCUCACUUGAGACUUGAAAGCUGGAGCCGUCUUAAAUGGAUCACAUGGUGAUUUUACCAAGGUUACUGGCGAUGCCUGUGGACCAGGACAUGCUGAAGUCAUCUGAAAUCUGCUUCUCUCCUAGUUAGGCUGCUAGAAAAUGGAACAUAUAUGCAGUUACAUAACAGUAUCUGUAGCUGUAAGCUAGGAACAAAGCAAAGCUAUUAUAAGCUACGGCCUCAGUCUAAGGACCGCAUCGGGUUUUCUUUAUUUCCAGUAAAAAUUUCUAGUGAUCGUCAUGUACAUUUCCAGCCUUCAUAUUCCUAGUAAAGCAGCCUUAACGGAUUUCAUGACACAAUUGCACUAAUUCUAACAGCAUUAUCACGAUCACUUCACGAGAGCACGGAGAAACGGUGAUCAGGAGCACAUUUCUAGGUGGUAAAUGUAGGACACAGAGAAAAUACUGACAGAAUGCAGCCAUGACCUGAAACAGUGGGUAGCUUCCUUGUGACGUCUCCCAAUCACUGGUAGAUUUUUUUUUUAGGGGGAUUUUAAGGGUGUAUUUUACAAUAAUCAUUCCUUGAACAGAGGGCUCUUCAUGUGUCCCUGCCCAUUCUGACACUAUCCAACCAGUGCUGCCAGUGUCAAACUGUACAGGAACGCAACUGGUAACACCCAUCUGAACCAUUAUUGCAAACUGCUAGCAAUUCAUUCAGAAGUAGCAGGAUAAUAAAGUAUUAGUAAUA
Molecule: messenger RNA, 1202 nt
Organism: Bufo gargarizans (Asiatic toad)
Lineage: Eukaryota; Metazoa; Chordata; Amphibia; Anura; Bufonidae
Gene: SMLR1
Product: small leucine rich protein 1
Exons: 2
Coding region: 89-328 (79 amino acids)
Source: RefSeq, a predicted model, not a curated record